AUGACGGGAGAAUAUGUCAAGUCGUGCUCUUCUCACAUCGAGUGGGAGGAGCCUCGGUUCCUGCAAGCUGAUCAGGAGAUGAGUUUGAUUAGUGCUAUCAAGACACAUUGGAGAGCAUUGUUGAUAUGUAGUAUCUCCUUCAGCGCUGGUGCGAUGUUCGGCUACGAUACCAUUGUGAAUGGCGCUUCGAUAUCCAUGCCGGCGUUUAUGAUGUAUUUUGGCGAGAAAGAUGCAACCGGAUUAUAUCUUCCAUCGUUAUGGACGGCAUUGUGGACUUCCAUGUCCGCCCUUGCUCAGGCCCUUUCAGCUACUGGCACUGGAUUCCUUGCUGAUCGCAUUGGCCGUAAAUGGUCUGGUGUCAUUGCCGGUGUCAUUGCGUUGAUCGGUGCAUCGGUACAGUACACUGCUCGCACAAGAAGUGCGCUACUUGGUGGCAAGAUUGUUGGAGGGCUGGGCAUUGGAAUGGCUAUGUCUGCUGGUAUGACCUAUGCCUCCGAAGUCGUCCCUCCCAUGCUUGUUCCUGCUGUUCAGCAAGCGUUGGUGGUAUUCAUUCUCAUCAUGCAAGCAUUGGCCAUGGGAAUCAUUCGAAUCUUUGUUACCGACAUGUCUGAACAGGCGUUCCGUACGGUGUUCGCUAUUCAAUGGGGAGUCGGUGGACUUGUCGCGAUUGUGUUUGCUGUUGCACCGGAAUCUCCCGUCUACUGCAUUAUCAACAAACGCGAAGUGAGUGCAAAGAAGCUAUUCAAAUGGCUCUACCGUGACGAUGCCGAUCGCGAGGAGCGCUACAACCAUCUAGUGAAGACCAUUCAGGAAGAAAACUCGCAACGCGAGGCAAAUCAAUCAAGCUACAUUGAAUGCUUCCAAGGAGUGAACUUCAAAAGGACCAUUACCAUGAUGUUCCUCUUCGGUCUUGUCAAUCUAGGUGGUGGUCCCUUCCUUUCGCAAUCAAUUUACUUCCUCAUCUCCGUCGGCCUACCCGCAGUUCACGUUUUCGAUAUCUCGAUCGGUGGAUUCGGGCUGGCCAUUGUUCUCAUCAUCGCCAGUGGUAUCGCAUUGAAGAAUGUGCGACGCAGGAACAUCCUGCUCUGGGGAUGCAUUAUCAAUUUCCUCUUCAAUCUGAUUGUUGGGGCACUUUACUGGGCUCAUGGUACUGGUCCGAAGUGGGCUAUUGCAAUCUUCAUGAAUGUUCUCAUCUCCUUGCAGGCUAGUCUAAUGCAAGCCCCAGGUUGGUCAAUCGCAGCCGAAAUCUCCAGUUACAGACUGCGUGCCAAGUCCAUGUCUCUUGGAAUGAUGUCUCAGACAUUCACUACUUGGCUCGUUACCUUUGUGGUACCGUACAUGUACAAUAUCGACUCUGGCAACCUGGGUGCGCGGACUGGGUUGGUCUUCGCUGGUGCUUCGGUGUUGCUUAUCUGGGGUGCAUGGGCUAUUGUACCUGAUACCACUGGGCUCUCUACGGAAGACAUCGAUAACCUUUAUGAGGCGAAGGUCCCGGCUAGAAAGUUUACUAGUCAUAAAAAGGCUGCCACGUCAGCUGGUGGGCCUGUCUGA
This is a messenger RNA of Penicillium antarcticum, 1551 nucleotides long. RefSeq lists its product as uncharacterized. Gene Ontology annotation, cellular component: membrane. Gene Ontology annotation, biological process: carbohydrate transport; transmembrane transport. Bases 1 to 1551 code for a protein of 516 amino acids. Gene Ontology annotation, molecular function: carbohydrate:proton symporter activity. The record is from RefSeq and is a predicted model, not a curated record. The transcript has 4 exons. Lineage: Eukaryota; Fungi; Ascomycota; Eurotiomycetes; Eurotiales; Aspergillaceae.